Molecule: messenger RNA, 918 nt
Organism: Drosophila kikkawai
Lineage: Eukaryota; Metazoa; Arthropoda; Insecta; Diptera; Drosophilidae
Product: putative phosphatidate phosphatase
Biological process (GO): phospholipid metabolic process; phospholipid dephosphorylation; signal transduction
Cellular component (GO): plasma membrane
Molecular function (GO): phosphatidate phosphatase activity
Source: RefSeq, a predicted model, not a curated record
AUGUGCGGCAAUCCAAACACGCGUCUGCUCUCGCGGCUAGUCAUCGACUUCCUCAUCCUGCUGGGCAUCUAUGGCGUCGCCCUGGUGGUGCUGCCCCAGCAGCUGGCCACCGCUCAGCGGGGCUUCCACUGCAGCGACGCCAGCCUGCAGUACCCGUACCGCCAGCCCUGGCUGACCAAGGUUCACCUGACAAUCGCUGUAGUGAUCCUCCCCGCGGCCUUUGUUCUGGUGGUGGAGAUGCUGCGCGCCGCCUUCGUGCCCAACUCGGCGGAGCUGAAGCAGCGCUUCGUCUUCGUGGGCGCCCGCAUCCCGAGCUUCAUCAGCGAGUGCUACAAGGCUGUCGGGGUGUAUCUCUUUGGGCUGGGACUGACCUUGUUGGCCAUCAGGCUGACCAAGCACACGACUGGCCGCUUGAGGCCCCACUUCUUGGACGUCUGCCAACCCACGUGGGGCGAGGAGGACGUUGAGAGCUGCUCAUCCGUUUCGGGGGGAAACUCCACCGCCUAUGUCGAGGAGUUUGGCUGCACGGAGUUUGCCGUCUCCUCAGAACUGCUGGCUGUAGUACGCCACUCCUUUCCCAGUGGCUUCGUGACCACAACCAGCUACGCCAUGGGCUUCCUGAUAUUCUACGCCCAGGCCAGGCUCGUUGCACCCUGGCUACGACUCCUGCGUGCCACCCUUCAGCUGGCCUGUGGAUCGUUAGCGCUAGUGGUUUGUUGGGAGCGCAUCUCUACUUUCCAGAAUCACAUUACGGACGUGGCCGCAGGAGCCGUCCUUGGGGGGCUAGUGGCCCUCUUCGCGACUGUGUUUGUAGCCCACCUGUUUGCAGAGGUUCGGGUGAAGAGGCGACAGUGGCCUCGGAACGAGCAGAUUUACGGGUACGCGGGAUACUACAAUCGAGCUACAUAUGGCUACUGA